Messenger RNA from Petromyzon marinus (sea lamprey), 7718 nucleotides. RefSeq names its product E3 ubiquitin-protein ligase NEURL1B. Lineage: Eukaryota; Metazoa; Chordata; Hyperoartia; Petromyzontiformes; Petromyzontidae. Gene Ontology annotation, molecular function: ubiquitin protein ligase activity. The record is from RefSeq and is a predicted model, not a curated record. Gene Ontology annotation, cellular component: early endosome. Gene Ontology annotation, biological process: ubiquitin-dependent endocytosis.
CUUCUGAAAAGGAGCUAAAUAGCUCAGUGGGCCUUAUCUGGUAAAAUAAAAAUAGUUUAUAGAAUCUGGGGCAGCCACUUUCGGUUGAAACUGAGUUGUCAAGCAUAGCGAGUCGAUGGCCUAAACCGGUCACCAAUGAUUGCUCAAUACAACCAUCAUGCAGUGUUACAUUUGGUUUUGCACUUAAUUUGACUAAAUUCCUUUUUCGUGAAGGAUAAAAAAUACCCAAUGCUUUAAUUAUCAUGUGACAGUCAAAUUACCGUGGAAAAGAAAACAGGUUGACUUAUGGUAAACUGCAACCCCCAUCUUGUGUCAAGAUAAAAUGCCACUUGAUGGGUUUGUCAGAAGAGGUUUCAGUGAAGAUAUUUUUUUACGCAGCCAUUCUUUGGUCACACAUGGGGAUCGCACGGCUCCGAGAGAUUUCUGAAUGAAUUCUUUGUCUCGUGAAGUGCCGCCAACAGUGUACCAGGAAUACGAUGGGGUAAAAGAUGAAAACAUUUCAGAACAUUAAAUUUGACCUCAACAGCGAUUGUGUUGUGGUUUAACUGAACCAGACAUGUUUAAAACACAAAACCAAACCAAGAAUUUGCAUUAAACGCCAAAGGGCAACAAACAUAACAAUAUACAUUCCUCCCUAUCUGAGGCUUUUCAAGAUUUCUACUGCUCAUAGAAUGGUAAUGAGUUAUCUGAAAUAGUACAAGAUGUUGUGCCGUGCAUAUAUACCUAUGCAAAUACAGGAAUACAUGAGGUAGGCAGGUAAGUAGGUAUGUAAGGAGGUAGGGUAGUGGUCGUGGGUGAACUGGUCGGUAGUUAGAUAGGUUGGUAAGUAGAUAGGUACAGUAGUUGGGUUCCUGGGUUGGUGGAUUGGUAGGUGAAAUAGGUAGGUUGGUGAGUGGGUGAAUUGAUGGUAUGUAAGUAGGUACGUGAAUGCAUAGGCAUGUAGGUAGGUGGGUAGGUGAGUAGGUAGGUGAGUGCAUAGGUAGGUAUGUAGGUAGGUGGGUAGGCAGGUGGGUAAGUAAUAAUCAGCAAAGUGUUGCUCUAAUGUAAUUUAAUGUAAAAAUUGACUCCGAAUAAACAUUUAUUCUGAAGAAAAUGUGGAUUUGAUUGGACCAGCAACUCAUGCGUGGAAUAAAUGCUCACCCAUGUGAUACCGGCAUUCAUAAGUGAACAUUCUAAAACUAGGGCAUUUUAAAAUACAUUAUAUAUGAUUUACAUUAUUUAUUGAGAGUAGCAGCAGCACGAAGCAAAAUCUUCGCUUGUCAUUUUCGUUUUACAAAUAACACGGUUAUAUGACCAGGAAUGCAUUUUCAGAUAGUACGGAAUAUUUUUUUUUAUAAGCCACAAUAUAAACACUAAAGCAAUUAUUUUUUCAUUUCAAUAUAUGUAUUGUGAAUGGCUACUGUGUAGCUCUAUUUUAUAAUCCCCACGCUCCGUGCAGACAAACCGAGGCGGCAACGGGGCGGGGAAGCGAGCCCAGCCGACACAGAUUCAGACAGAUUGCGCUGCAGCUUAUCUCUAGAUUUAAACGUAUCGAAAAUCUUCUUUAACCCGUUGUAAAGGUAAAAAAAAGUCCACGAAUAUCAGAGACUGGAGUUCAUUUUUUUUUUAAAUCGAUUUCUGGCUGCAAGUACGACAACUACAGUAUGUAUUUUUGCUUGUCCCCUCAAUUGGAGAGUUGUAUGCGACCUCACUGCCUGAAUGCAUCAUCAUCAACAUCGCUCUUGCUGGACGAAGGCCCUCCUCUACCUAUCAUAGUCCUCACAAUGCACACAUUCACAUAGCUCCUGCACGCAAGCCGAUUUAUGUAUUCGCUCUCUGCUGGUGGAUGCCCUCUCCCGGAGGGGGGUGGGGGUGUUUGAUUCUUUUGUUGCCACUGUGAGUUGUCUCAGCCACACCCGGCCACCUCCCGUCCGAGUGGCGUGUGUGGCAUCGUUUUUUAAAAUUUCAAAAUGAAAAUGUUCGUCAUGAACCGGAUAACGAUAAUUCCGGGAGCCUAAUUUGAAAAUGAUUACAUUCCAAGACAUUACUGUGAGUUGUGAAAAACAUCACAUUCCUCGCGUGUUGUUUUGAAGUCAAUUCUGUAAAAGCUAAAAAUUGUACACGUGCCAAAUAUGAUAACACGUACAAAUGCAGCAGAUAAACACGGACAUUUAUAAAAUAGUAAACGUGCAUGUUUAUAUAAUGAAGCACUCUACGGUUCGAACCUUCAAGAAUGAACCGAAUAAAAUUAAUAAGCAAUAACACUGAAUUAUAUAUAAUGUGCAUGCAUGCAUUGUAAAUAUAAUGAAUUGCAAGCGUAUACAUUACACCAAUGAAUUCCAUUGAACGGAGGGACAGGUGUUCCCUUAAGCCACUCUGUCAAUGCAGUGAGGUCACCUGCUGCUGCUGCUGCUGCUUUUUCAUCAUUGGGCUUGCACAGCAGUGAGAUGCGAUGCGCAUUCGUGGCCAACGCGACAAACUUCGCCAAUCGUGACAAAUGCGUUUGGUGCAACACUCUUGGGGCACGCGAACGACCUUCUUGCAAACCAGUUUUUUUUUUACACGCGACAGUGAUUGUUGUUUGUAUCUUUUUUUAAAAUCGCAAACACGUAACCUUACAAUUGAUCCCUUUUCGUUAUUAGUCAACUUGCUAAGACCAGAUGCGGCUGGCUGAUCUGCGUUGCGCGUAAAUAGAUUAAAAGGAUAAAGGACACCUCAUUCUGGCUUGCACAGGCCCCAGCUAAGCCCACGCCGGCUGCCCAAGGCGUCAGUCACAUUCGGAAGGCCCCUGCCGUAUAUAGCAACCGGGCCGUGAUUGGCCCAAGUCUCUGGUCUUCGCGUGCCAUGUACCAAGAGCACACUCCUACCAAUCCCUCCCCUUCAUCCCCACCCUCCCCCCUCCAGCCUUCCCCAGGGCUCUGCUGCACGCCUAUAAAUUAAUGCUAUUUGUGGAGCAGAUGAGGUCUGACGUGUGUAUCUCCACGUCCAGGGUGGCUGUCCCCCUCCCAGCAAUCUUCCCGUGUGGGGUUUAGCUGGCCUUCACGUGUGCAGGACACCCUUAACACCGAAGUGACUCCUCCUCUUCCGUCAGCCCCUCCGCAGUCAGCCACACUUACCUCUCAGAGCCCUCCCCAGUCCGAGCCCCCCUUGGGCUGCUCCUCCAGAUUCUCACGGUUCUUAGUGUGCGCUGCUAUUCUCAGCCCUGGAAGACGGCAACAGCAGCAGGAGCGGUUGAGCCCGUCUCAACAAUUCUGUGAAUAUCAUGGGUGGAAAGCAGGUCAAGCAAAAGCCAUGUGACUCCGGCCACCGCUCUAUGGUGCUGUCCCCCGACGCGCUGUGCUGCGACACGGCCGUGCGUCCCGUGCGCAAGCGCGGCUCCCAGCAGCACCCGGCGUCGGCGGUCACGGCCACCUCCUCGUCCGCCUCUUCUGCCGCGGCGGCCGCGGCGGCCGCGUCGGCCGUCGCCUCCUCCUCGGGCGGCACCCUGGCGCCGUACGGUCAGCUGCUUUUCCACCCGCGCGCGAAGGGUCGCAACGUGACGCUGGACGGCGGGCGGACGCGCGCCACCCGGCGCCACAGCUUCUGCCACGGCGUCGCCUUCGGCCACCGGCCGCUGCGGCCGUGCGAGCGCGUGCGCCUGCGCUUCACGGCGACGGCGCCCGGCUGGAGCGGCGCGCUGCGCUUCGGCUUCACGAGCCGGGACCCCGGCACGCUCGACUCGGCGCGCAUCCCUCGCUACGCGUGCCCCGACCUGGCGGCGCGCCCGGGCUACUGGGCCAAGGCGCUGCCCGAGAGCUGCGCGGGACGCGGCUCCGCGCUCGAGUUCUGGGCCGAGGCGGACGGGCGCGCGUUCUACCGCGUCGACGCGGGCGAGGCCGUGCCGUUCCUGCGCGGGGUCGACGCCGCCGGCCCGCUGUGGGCGCUCAUCGACGUGUACGGAGUCACGCAGCAGGUGACGCUGCUCGAAACGGGUUUGGUGAAGCCCCCACGCCGGCUGGCAUCCUUCCAGCUGUGCCCACGUCUGCCGUACGGUGCGCGUCACCCCCCAGCCUCGUCCUCUGACAUCAGCCAAACCCAACGUGGCCGCGGAGGCGGCGCCGGCGCCGGCGGGGAUGGCCGGGAGGGUGAGGACGACGAGGAGGAGGAGGGGGAGGAGGAGGAGGCGGAAGGGGAUGCGGCGGAGGCUCGCCCUGGCGAGGCGCUCGAACGCGCCGUGGCUGCGCUGCGCGACGUUCGGAUCGGCGGCGAGCCGGCGCCGUCGCGCGCGGCCCGGGCGCCGUCGCUCGGCGCCGUCGAGGGCUCGCGGCGGCAGCAGCAGCAGCAGCAGCAGGGCCCGGACGCCUCCUCCAUCGCGCUGCCCGAUGACCUCAACCCGGACCUGUGGUUCCACGCGAUGCACGGCAGCGGCGUGCUGCUGUCCGACGACCGCAGCCUCGCCCGCUCCGCCCCGGACGCGGCCGGCAGCGAGGCGGGAGACAACGAGAGCAACGGCAGCGGCAGGUUCAGCGCCGGCCAGAGCUUGGUGUUCACCAACCGGCCCGUGUUCAUCGGAGAGACCAUCUACGUGCGCGUCGGUGGGCAGCAGCAGCCCGGUGACCCCAUCACCUUCGGCCUCACGUCCUGCGACCCGGCCACGCUGCGGCCGGACGAGCUGCCGACCGACCCUCACUCACUGGUCGACCGGAGGGAGUACUGGGUGGUGGUGACCGUGUGCCCUCUGCCCGGGUCUGCGCAGCAAAUAAGCGAGCAAGAUGAGGGCGGCUGCAUGGGAGAGGCAGUGCUGGGCCUGGUGCUCAUGCCAGAUGGGGAGGUGCACCUGAGCCUCAACGGCACGAGAGAGGGCAUGCUCGUGUGCGCCGACCCAGGCCCCCCGCUCUGGCUGCUCUUCGGAUUCCGCAAUGCCACUGCCACCGCGGAGAUCGGCAUUCUGGGCACCCAAAAAGCCAGCUUUCUGGGGUCGUCGUCUCCCUCAAUGGGCAGCAAUCUCCCAAGCAGUGACUCGGACAUCACCAUCAGCAACAGCAUCUCCUUCUCCUCCUCGUCAUCUUCCCUCGUGACAGCGCCCGGCUCUCCGCUCGGCGACGGCCCGACCGCCGUCUUCCCAGCUUGCCCGGUGCCCACCACCACCACCACCACGGCGGCGGUCUCCGUGGCGGCGGUCUCCGUGGCGGUGGGCGCCCCGCCCCCGCGGGGGCACGGCGAGCGUGCCGCGUCCCCACGGGGGCGUGGCGAGUGCACAAUCUGCUUGGAGAACCCGGCCGACUCGGUGAUCUACACGUGCGGACACCUGUGCCUGUGCUACGCCUGCGGCCACAGGCUGCGCCGGCAGAUCAACCCGGCGUGCCCCAUCUGCAGGCGCCUCAUCAAGGACGUCAUCCGGACUUACCCCAUUUAAAGGAUGGUGGGGGGGGGGGUCGCUCGUGUCCCCCGCCCUCCCCCCGUGCGCCAUCGCCCCCCUCUCUCCCCCCCCCCCAACCCGACUCUCCCGUUCGCCACGAUUGCCGCAUCCCCCCUCCCGCCUCGAGCUCCGCGCUCCCCGCCGCUCCGCCCGUCUCUGCCAACCUCCGUCCCUGUUGCCCGUCGUCAGUGCGCCACUGCUCCCCCAAAGCGCCUCCUCGGCUCGCCGCUUACAAGCCCGCUUCGCUCCGGGCACCCGUCUGCAUGUGCGAAUGGUGUUGAGUGUCAUACCUUGACUUGUGAGCCACACCCAUUCACUUGCUCAUUCAUGGGCACACAUGGGUAUGGGUUAAGUGUGCAAGUUAGAGGAUUCGUUUAGUUGCCGCUUUGAUGGUAAAAGAGGAUUAUUGUUUUUUUUUUUACGUCGGACUGUCGAAUAAAUUGUUUCAUAAUAGAUAGAUCUAUAUUAUAUAUAUAACAUGCUCAGACAUGCUUUUCAAGAUGACCUACAAAGCUAAUGUUACACGUACCUUUAUCUGCAGCUUCACCUCAACUCAUCCGAUCGUGGCAGCUCCAUCAGUGAUUGAAGAGCUGGCUGCCAAAAAAAACAAACUGUAAUAGAAUUAAAUUAUUCACGUAUCUCUGCCAUCUGCAUGUGUAUGAGGAGGCAUUCUGUACAUUUACACAGCCAGAUGAUUGUUUUCACAGUGCCCGUCCUUUGUUGGUUCUCAUCGAUCAUUUUUAAGUUAAUUUUUUUUUUAAUUUCAUUUUAUUAGAGAUUUGUAAAACGUAUUUGUGACCCACGACCGUGACGUUCUGUGCCUCGCAAACGAGGCGUACGUCCGUCGUCAUGAAGCGGUUCUCAUUAUUUAUAGCGAACGUGUUGCAGUAAUUCCACAUAGGUGUUAAUAUGCGCGUGUGGUGCUUGUUUGGAACUGGUAGUCAUGAGAUUUUGACCUUGACGCGUGAGUUUUCGCGGCCGCUUGUCCAGGCGUAGGUUUUAGGGGCUCGGCCGCGCGCCUGGCGUUUGUUCCCCCUCCGUAUUUCGCCGCGCACUGCCGCGUUCAUCUCAUCCAACUCCUGAAGUUGCCCGCGUGGCGAAAGCUUGAGAGAGAGAGAGAGAAGAAGAAAUGAUCAAAACGCAGUCCCCAACCCGGUAAACCGCCCUGUGAGAUUUCAACCUUUGUUCGGUCGAAGUCGUUAUGAAUGGGGCGGUGUGAAUGUCUCUUUCACAGCGUACAACACCGCUGUAGCAGAGUGCGGAUUCGACGAUCACGUGUGGCGGUCCUGUCACGUUUAUUUAUGUUUCGUUGACACAGCCUGCUACACUCACUUGACACUUCUCCACCUAAUUAUUUCUUAUCUGCACAAAAGCAAUGCUUGGCUGAAGACGAUGAAGGUUUGACCGGUCGCUGGUCCGCUAUUUUAUGGCUUUCGAAGAGUGCAAUGAAAUUAAGAGAAUAUACUCACUUAGAGCUCAACAUGAAUUUUAACUGUAACCUGCGAGCAGAAAAUUUGGAGGCACAUUCCUUUAAAUACAAUUGGAUCACGUGGGUUUGUAUAAAUAAACAAAAAAACAUGACAACUUUGAUGUGCGAUUGAAUGCAAUUUUAAUCAUAAAAAAAAACAAUCUGAAGAAAAUCGUUGUCCACAAUUGACUUUUUCCCUGUUUCUGCUGUACUUUGAUAAAAGGGCAGCAUUGUAGAGUGGAUGUUCCUGGCCUAUGUGUUCAGAGCCAGCAAUUUAUCCCCUCAUUCAGUUGUAGUUUCUCCACGCACUCUUGUGAUAUUCCUACACUGAAACACACGCACACGCUAAAUAAACUGAAGCUGUUCCCACACUAAAACGCACAAUAAAUGUAUUGGCCGAACGUUCACAAGUAUGACCGUCCCGAAAAUAAUAUUAUUCGCGCUCUGUAAAGCACGUAUAGUGAUAUCAAAAGUCUCCCUGCCCACUUCGGGCUAUGGGGGCUCAUCUCUGGCGGAAAUGGGGCGAUCCUUUGGUGGGGGCCAGUCUGUCUCUAGAUCCUGGGGGAAAAAAGAGUAAAUUAUUUAUUAUUGAUAUUAUUACGCGAUGCGACAAUUUGGCGCAACUCGUGAGAUAAAUGUUACAGAAUACGAAGCACUCACUAUCACGUGGACACGUGGGAUAAAGGGAAACUGACUCGCAAAUUGUUUGAGACUCGACGUGUGUCUGGUUAUAGAGCGGGCGGCUAUUAUGUAGUUGGAGAUGUAACGAUGAAACAGUUUAAUUUUUUUUAAUGUUCAUAUAUGAGAUGUGUUCGUUGGUUUCUUUCGUUUUUGCAAUAAAAGAGAAAAGUUUGUGUUUUAUGUAAUACGGUG